Bacidia gigantensis is the source of this 1968-nucleotide messenger RNA. RefSeq lists its product as uncharacterized. The transcript has 2 exons. Bases 1 to 1968 code for a protein of 655 amino acids. The record is from RefSeq and is a predicted model, not a curated record. Lineage: Eukaryota; Fungi; Ascomycota; Lecanoromycetes; Lecanorales; Ramalinaceae.
AUGGCCAACUUAUUACCGGAUUGUCAACACAUCCAUGCAAACAUAUCGUACAAUUGCUCUAAACCAUGGCCUGCCUGUAUCAACACAAAGCACUUUGACUUCAACACUCUCUGGAAUUACACUAGUCGCAUCUAUGACGCUUGUGCUAGUGAUGCAAGGCUUUACCGAGCAGUCAGAGGCAAUCCGCCCUCUAAUAAUAGUCUUGCCUUGACCCAAGAAGCGUGCGUAGCUGUUGCUGGUGAGGGCUGGAAUCGAUAUCCAAGUUCUGAUAUAUGGGUUCGCUUAACGACAUGGAAAUUCCCCUUAUUUCAGCUUGCAUUCAUCUUUCCAAGGCCUCCACUUGACGGUGCCACGGAGACGUUCGUCGUCUUUCAUCUCCUUGGAGAUCCUAUUGAUACCAUUGCCAAUCUAUUUGCAAAGCUAGAUGUUUGUCAACAUUGGGCAGAGAUUUGGCAAAAGGCUGGCUUUCAAGAAGGUAAAGACGGAGAAAAGGGUUGGCGAGCGUUGACACUUAUCACUGACGCGUAUGCGGAGUGGGAGAGGGCUGAUGAAGCUCACGCAGUUUUGCGAGAUGCAAUAGAUCGGUUCAAAGGCCGCAAAACCCCCAAAGCCAACAUUUACCAAACUGCAGAAGCGCUUGCGGCUGAUCGUGCAACCAAAUCGCUUCCCGUCGUUGCGGCGCAGGUAAUCUUCAUUAUCACCAUUGGUGUGGCAAUCUUCAGGACUGCCGACGUUGCCAAUAAUGGGUCCGGCGCUCUCAACAAUACGCUCUACAUCAAUGUAGAGACAUUCAGCAUCGCUUUCUCUUCCCUCUAUUAUUGGGUCCUUCCAGUCGUCACCUUUGGUUCCAUUGUGGGCGUGUCUCAGACCGAGGCUGCUAUUCCACGCAUACUUGAACGCUUUCAGAAUGAUUUGAAUUAUCGCCGAAGUUUAAAGAACCAGAUUUCACUCCCGAAUGCCUGCCUUCAUGAUAAAGAAAGACGAAAGUUCCAUGGGGGGAUAUACACUUGGCAACCAUCUAAAUACGAUUCACAGAUCCGGUCUCGUUCGCCCAACAAUUUGCAGCCUGCUAGCUCGCCUCAAAGACACAAUUCCGAACCAGUUGCGAAUGAGAUUCAAUCAGAUGAAAUCAUACGGAGUAACCAUCCUGAAUCCUCACGGUCAGCCGGAAAGAAAUCAAGCCAUCUUUUCUUCGCUCACUUGAUCGUCAUGUCCGGCACCAUAACAGCAAUAAUAAUUACAUCUCUGGUACCGCCAGGAAGCUUUAAUUGUCGACACAUCGCAGAGCUCGCAAUCCUAAUUGCCUGGCUUUUCAGUUCCUACUUAGACAUUGCAAUCAACAUAGGACUGGCCCUUAAUAGCAAGCCAAUCAAGAUCCUUUGUCUAUCAUUCAAAACUUCGACGCUACUCUUUUGGGUGACAUUUUUGAAAGAUAUUAUAUUCACUGCAGCCACCUUGACUGGCAUUGCAAUGACACAAUGGGGCCUCAUGAAUCGAUGCGAUUGCUACACAGGGUGGGGCCAAGUCGGCCUUGCGCUUCCACAAAUGCAGGACGUUGAUGACGUACUUCAAGAUAGAAUUCAAGGCUGGUACAUGAUAAUUACUGUCAUCAGUCUCAUUAUCCACGCGAUAAUUUUUCCAUUGCUCGUGUGUUGGCGCUACGGCUCUGCUUUACGAGUCUACGUUCAGAGAGACGACAAAAAACCCAAUAUGCCAUAUCCGAUUCGGAAGAUGGGUGGAUGGGCCAAUGCAUGGUUCUCAAGAAAGAAAUCAGCCAAUAGUUAUGCGAAGCAACGAACUCAAAAUCGAACCAAUACUGUGUCCCUGGAACAUGGGAAAACUAGUCGUGAUGGAGCUGAAGUGAACGUUCAGCUACAGUUUCAAGGACCGGGAGCUCGUCGCGCCUCGAGCGCUCAAGCCCCACUCUUGGGACUUUUGCCUUUUGGGGACGAAGAUCGUGUGUUCUGA